This is a messenger RNA of Sapajus apella (tufted capuchin), 1022 nucleotides long. RefSeq names its product RFNG O-fucosylpeptide 3-beta-N-acetylglucosaminyltransferase (gene RFNG). The record is from RefSeq and is a predicted model, not a curated record. Gene Ontology annotation, cellular component: membrane. Lineage: Eukaryota; Metazoa; Chordata; Mammalia; Primates; Cebidae. Gene Ontology annotation, biological process: regulation of Notch signaling pathway. The transcript is spliced from 7 exons. Gene Ontology annotation, molecular function: O-fucosylpeptide 3-beta-N-acetylglucosaminyltransferase activity. The coding region runs from base 239 to 856 and encodes 205 amino acids.
CGGGGGGGGCCACGCGCGGCGCGGCCCGGGCCACACAGCCCGCGGGGGCCCACCCUGCCAGCCAAGCCCUGCUCGCCACCGGCCCCUCACACUGGCCGCGUCCUAGGGUGUGGGGCCACUGCCAGGCCCCCUGGAGAAGCCGCAGCAGGGAACCCGCCCUUCCAGUCCAAGUCCGGGCGGUCGUGUCAUCAACACCAAUUGCUCCGCCGUUCGCACCCGCCAGGCCCUCUGCUGCAAGAUGUCCGUGGAGUACGACACGUUCAUCGAGUCAGGGCGCAAGUGGUUCUGCCAUGUAGACGAUGACAAUUAUGUGAACCCCAAGAGCCUCCUGCACCUGCUUUCCAGCUUCUCACCCAGCCAGGAUGUCUACCUGGGGCGGCCCAGCCUGGACCACCCCAUCGAGGCCACGGAGAGGGUCCAGGGUGGCAGAACUGUGACCACGGUCAAGUUCUGGUUUGCUACUGGUGGGGCCGGGUUCUGUCUCAGCAGAGGCCUCGCCCUCAAGAUGAGUCCAUGGGCCAGCCUGGGCAGCUUCAUGAGCACGGCUGAGCAGGUGCGGCUGCCAGAUGACUGCACGGUGGGCUACAUCGUGGAGGGGCUCCUGGGCGCCCGCCUGCUCCACAGCCCCCUCUUCCAUUCCCACCUGGAGAACCUGCAGAGGCUGCCACCGGACACCCUGCUCCAGCAGGUGACCUUGAGCUAUGGGGGUCCUGAGAACCCACAUAACGUGGUGAACGUGGCCAGAGGCUUCAGCCUGCAGCAGGACCCCACACGGUUUAAGUCUGUCCACUGCCUUCUCUACCCAGACACGGACUGGUGUCCCAGGCAGAAGCAGGGCGCUCUGACCUCUCAGUGACACCAGUGGUCCUGACCCACAGCUGCCUGGGCUCCAUCCCAGCUGCGGGGAGCUGGAGCCCCCCAUGGCCUCAGUGGGCUCCAUCAGGUGCCACAGCCACACCAGUGAGAUGCAGGCGUCUGGCAGACCCUCUGGCUAGUGUGGUGUCUUGGCUCCACUGCUUACU